This is a messenger RNA of Lates calcarifer (barramundi perch), 1786 nucleotides long. It is a transcript of the gene lyve1b, whose product is annotated as lymphatic vessel endothelial hyaluronic receptor 1b. The transcript is spliced from 6 exons. Gene Ontology annotation, biological process: cell adhesion. Gene Ontology annotation, molecular function: transmembrane signaling receptor activity; hyaluronic acid binding. Bases 85 to 1137 code for a protein of 350 amino acids. Gene Ontology annotation, cellular component: plasma membrane. The record is from RefSeq and is a predicted model, not a curated record. Lineage: Eukaryota; Metazoa; Chordata; Actinopteri; Centropomidae.
UCUGAGGCUUUUCCCCUGCAUUUGCUUUAUUUGGUUCUGUACCUUCCACCACUUCAGUUAUUUUAUUUCUAAUUUAUACAAAACAUGGCAAGACUUUGGCUUUUUGCUCAGUUUUUACUUCUGUGUUUUGCAGCCUUGUUUCCUGCCUCUGAAUGCAGCGUAAUUCAAGUCAUCCCUCAAAGUCAAAGAGUUGCUGGAGUCUUCAUGAUCCCUGAGGGAGGACAGUACACUUUGAACUUCACUGCUGCCAGAGCUGCCUGUCUCUAUCUCAACGUCACCAUAGCGACCAAAGACCAGAUGGAGCAUGCAGUGCUGCGAGGCCUGGAGACGUGCAGAUAUGGCUGGAUAGCUGAAAAGAUCGCAGUCAUCCCACGACUUAUAUCUGAGGAAAAGUGUGGAAAGGGCAACACUGGGCUGGUGCUGUGGUACGCAAGAGCAGAGUCAAAGUUUGGUGCUUACUGCUUCAGCGCCUCAGAUUUAGAGGAAACUACAAAAACAUUCAAACCUGCCUCUCAGACCUCGACGUCUCCCACUACACCGACAGCACUGACCCAAACCUCAACACCUACGACCACUCCGGUUAAAUCAACAACCGAGGCUGCACCUUCCAGAAAGCCAAUCACAAUGAAAUCCCCCGAGCAGCAGACAUCUCUCACUUCAGCUUCUACUCUUCUGGUCCAGACAACACGUUCACCUGGGAUUUCUUCCACCUCCACUUCUCUGAGACCUUUCUCCACCUCAAAACCUGCUGUCAUCACAUCUGCCUUUUCUACUUCUCUUCAUUCCUCCAGUUUUUCUGUUUCAUCUUUCUCGGUGCUGCCUCAGUCUCCAAGCCCCGAAAAACUUCCUCUAGGAGCGGUACCCACGGCACUCAUCAUUCUUGUCGUCAUUCUCCUGCUUCUGACAGCAGCAGGCGCUGUGUGGUACUACAAACUGAAUAGUUUCACCUUUUGUUCUCCGGGGCAGCAGAACGACGACACGGAGACAGAGAUGUGGAAGCACACUGACAGUGAGAUGGACCUACAUAGUCAACAUGGAGCAGAGGAAGACGAUGAAUAUGAUGAAUCAGACAGGAAGUACUCUAGUGAUAUCACACUGUGUGUGAAUCCAAACAUUAAAACCCACUCUUUAGAGUAGCUUUAUGAUGUUUCUGUGGGGGAUUUUCUAGCGUGUACUAAAUGAAUUACAGCCACAGUGUUACCUGUUAAAUAUCAGUAAAUGUAUUAAAUUUACUGAGAUUGAAAAGCUACAGUUAUUCAGGUUUUCUCUUCCUGUGUUUGUAUGAACAUAUGAAUUUCCCCUAAUUAUCUUUAAAAUAUACCUGCUUAAUUUUUUGUCACAUGGCAUGUUUUGUUUCUGUUCUUGAGAGGACAAGUGUUUUGUUCCAGCUCCAGAGAAUCCAUGUUAGACAACAGUGUCCUGCAGUGGAAAUUCUUAAGUUAUAUCUACACAUUACCAGGCAGAUCUGUACACUAAUGCAAUUUAAUAUGACAGCUCUGCCAUAAAACCUAAAAUUUGAAAAGCUUAUAAUGUUCACAGAGGUGUUAAUUAAAUAUGUUUUAAUGUUGCUGCUGUUUUUUUUAACUUAGCCUCCUCAUGUAUGAAAAUAUAAUAUAGUUCAGUGUGACACCACCAUUUAGUAAUAAACAUAUAAUUAAAUGUAUACAUUUAUAGCAAUGUCAACAAAUUGGCUUUGUAUAUGUAGAAUUUAUUGCAGAGUUGUAUUGAAUUGUAUGAGAUUUUACAGGUGUACCUAAUAAAGUGGCCACAGACUUGCUCGUUUUAA